This is a messenger RNA of Nerophis ophidion (straightnose pipefish), 2783 nucleotides long. RefSeq names its product solute carrier family 7 member 5 (gene slc7a5). NCBI's taxonomy places the organism in Eukaryota, Metazoa, Chordata, Actinopteri, Syngnathiformes, Syngnathidae. The transcript has 10 exons. Bases 221 to 1753 code for a protein of 510 amino acids. Gene Ontology annotation, cellular component: membrane. Gene Ontology annotation, biological process: amino acid transmembrane transport; neutral amino acid transport. The record is from RefSeq and is a predicted model, not a curated record. Gene Ontology annotation, molecular function: L-amino acid transmembrane transporter activity; neutral L-amino acid transmembrane transporter activity.
UCUCGGAGGGGGCGGAGCUACAUGGCAAGUCUCACGACCACCGACUAUGUGGGGACUAAGGAUAGUUGAAAGCACACUGCUCGCAGUCCCACUAAACUGGAAAGCCACGUUGAGCCUGGCCGGCAUCAGGCAGCGCACCGGCCCACCACACAGUAGCCGGGGGAGAAGAGAGGAAGAGAGUCGGUGAAACGUGUUAGCGAGGCGGUGAAGCUCAGCAACAAUGUCCGGGUUAAAAAACAGACAUUCGAACUCCUCGUUAAGCAAGGAGGAGGACCAGCAAGUGACGGAGAAGAUGCUGGGCAGCAGUACGGAGAAGGGGGACGCCACAGCCGGGAGCCCCGCCAAAGAGGCGGCGGGCGAGGAAACAGUCGUGUUAAAGAGAACCAUCACCCUGAUGAACGGCGUGGCCAUCAUCGUGGGCACCAUCAUCGGCUCCGGCAUCUUCGUCACGCCGUCCGGCGUGGUGAAAGAGUGCGGCUCCGUGGGUCUGUCCCUGGUGGUGUGGGCGGUGUGCGGGGUCUUCUCCACGGUGGGAGCACUGUGUUACGCGGAGCUGGGGACCACCAUCACCAAGUCAGGGGGGGACUAUGCCUACAUCUUGGAGGUGUACGGCUCCCUGCCGGCUUUCCUCAAACUCUGGAUUGAGCUGCUCAUUAUCCGCCCGUCCUCCCAGUACAUCGUCGCCUACGUUUUCGCCACCUACCUCAUCAAGCCGCUGUUCCCCGUCUGCCCGGUACCGGAGACCCCGGCUAAACUCGUGGCCUGCCUUUGCAUCCUGUUGUUGACAUUUGUGAACUGCUACAGCGUGAAGGCAGCCACCAGAGUCCAAGACUUCUUUGCUGUGGCCAAACUGCUCGCUCUCGGCCUUAUCAUCAUCAUUGGCUUCGUCAAGAUUGGCCAAGGUGAGGUUGAUGCUCUUCUCCCAGAAAAUUCCUUCAAGGACUCCAAAUAUGAGUUUGGUAAUAUUGGACUGGCGCUCUACAGUGGCCUUUUUGCCUACGGUGGCUGGAAUUACUUGAAUUUCGUCACAGAGGAGAUGAUCGAACCUUACAAAAACUUGCCUCGAGCCAUCAUCAUCUCUUUGCCAAUUGUGACAGCGGUAUACGUCCUCACCAAUCUGGCGUACUUCACCACCCUCUCCCCAGAACAAAUGUUCAACUCCGAGGCUGUGGCUGUGGAUUUUGGCAAUACCCACCUGGGUCCGAUGGCAUGGAUCAUCCCGGUGUUUGUGGGGCUGUCCUGCUUUGGUUCUGUCAACGGGUCUCUCUUCACGUCAUCCAGGUUAUUCUUUGUGGGCUCACGGGAAGGUCACCUGCCCUGUCUGUUGUCAAUGAUCCAUCCAACCCUAAUGACCCCACUUCCUUCUCUUCUAUUCACUUGUCUGAUGACGCUGCUCUACGCCUUCUCCAACGACAUCUUCUCCGUCAUCAACUUCUUCAGCUUCUUCAACUGGCUUUGCAUUGCCAUGGCGAUUGUUGGGAUGAUGUGGCUCCGUUAUAAGAAGCCUGACCUCGAACGGCCAAUAAAGGUUAACAUUCUGCUCCCGGUGUCAUUCGUGCUGGCCUGUCUCUUCCUGAUCAUCGUAUCCUUCUGGAAGACACCGCAGGAGUGUGCAAUCGGGUUUGGCAUCAUUGCCACCGGUUUACCCGUCUACUUUGUUGGUGUGUGGUGGAAGAACAAACCCAAAUGGCUGCUGAAUGGAAUAUUCUCAACCACGGUCUUUUGUCAGAAAAUGAUGGAAGUGGUGCCUUAGGUGUGUGGACUGCAUUCACCAUCACUCCAACUCUGACCUCUAACGUUUCAGCUGACAAAUGUCUUCACCCGCCAUGAACAUUUUCACUCACUCUUGUCUCUUGUCACACACAUUUAGUACAGAUGAGGAUUUGACUACAUCUUUUGUUCUUCUAUUAUUGGAGAAAAAUAAUGAUCCAUUAAUAUAUUACUGUUUUUAAUAGUCAGUUUGUACAUAUAUAUAUACAUAGUGUAUGCGUGUAUGUAUAUAUAUAUGUGUGUAUAUAUAUAUAUAUAUAUAUAUAUAUAUAUAUAUAUGUAUGUGUGUGUGUAUAUAUGUAUGUAUAUAUAUAUAUAUAUGUAUGUAUAUAUAUAUAUAUAUAUGUAUGUAUGUAUGUGUAAAUGUAUGUGUGUAUAUAUAUAUAUAUGUAUGUAUAUAUGUAUAUUAAUAUACAGUACAAUAAUGUGUACAUGUAUAAAUGUGUGUGUAUUUAUGUAUAUAUAUAUAUAUAUUCAUACACAUUUAAAUAUAUAUAUAUAUAUAUUUAUAUAAAUAUGAAUACAUAUAUAUCUUUUUUGUUUUUGUUUUUUUGUUUUUUAAUAGAAUACAUGCAGACAUUUGUUGAUACACUAUGUAGAACAAAGUAAGGUAGAUCCAAGUAGUUGCCAAGUAGUGCACUCAUUGCUUCAAGAUGCAAUUAAUCAAUUUUCACACAAUCAAUUAAUUCUUAAUUCAUUGAAUUGACCAGUCAUUAAAACACUUACACACACUGACGAUAACAUCAUUCAGGUGUUAUUCUGUACAAUAAAGUAUUCAUGUCAGUCAUAUUAGUUACUGACUUUACAGUACGUUGUAGAGUUUGAUGUUCAUCUGUGUUUUUUUGUCUUUUCUAUGUUACGUCAUCAGCAAAGUGUUCCUUAUGUAGCAGUGAAAGCUUGGGCACAAAGUAAUGCAAAACAUCUGUUAUUCUUCUUUCGAUUUUAGAAAGUGCCGUUUUGUACUGGUUUUCUGUUGAAAAAAAAACACAUGUCUGUGUCACCUAUUCAUUGUU